Centruroides sculpturatus (bark scorpion) is the source of this 6672-nucleotide messenger RNA. RefSeq names its product myosin heavy chain, muscle-like. Gene Ontology annotation, cellular component: myosin complex. The transcript has 42 exons. Bases 174 to 6044 code for a protein of 1956 amino acids. NCBI's taxonomy places the organism in Eukaryota, Metazoa, Arthropoda, Arachnida, Scorpiones, Buthidae. The record is from RefSeq and is a predicted model, not a curated record. Gene Ontology annotation, molecular function: cytoskeletal motor activity; ATP binding; actin filament binding.
ACUCAUCUACAGAAAGCUAGCUGAUAUCCGAUUGCAGGGGUUUAUAAACCACUGUUUGUAUGAGUGACUACAGAAUAGCUUUCGAACGAGACAUCGAGGGCUGUUCUGCCUUGUGUGUACUACAAUCUGUUCCAGCUUUUAGCAUCUGAAAGCAGAGUUCUGCAAGAAGAAAAAUGCCAAGGAAGGUCGAGGCACCAUCGGAGGAUCCCGAUCCUACACCAUACCUCUUUAUUUCUAGAGAGCAGAAAUUGAAAGAUCAGGCCAAGCCAUACGAUGGCAAAAAGAUGGUAUGGAUCCCAGAUGAAAAAGAGUGCUAUUUGUUUGGUAAUAUCCAAAGCACUAAAGGAGACAUGGUUACCGUUGAACUUGAAGGCGGUGAGACCCGUCAAGUUAAGAAGGAUCUUUUGCAACAAGUAAAUCCUCCCAAAUACGAAAAAUGCGAAGAUAUGUCCAACUUGACAUAUCUGAACGAUGCCAGUGUAUUGCAUAAUUUAAAACAACGAUACGUUGCUCAGCUUAUUUACACUUAUUCUGGCUUGUUUUGCGUUGCUAUCAACCCUUACAAGAGAUUUCCCAUUUACACAAACCGUGCUGUUCAAAUUUACAAAGGCAGAAGGCGUACAGAAGUACCACCCCAUCUUUUUGCAAUUGCUGAUGGUGCUUAUAAUAACAUGUUGACAAAUCGUGAGAACCAGUCCAUGUUGAUCACCGGUGAAUCUGGAGCCGGUAAAACAGAAAACACGAAGAAAGUACUUGCUUACUUUGCUAACGUCGGUGCUUCCACUCCCAAAAAAGGAGAAGAAAAAAAAGAGAAAAAGGCCAACUUGGAGGAUCAAGUCGUUCAGACUAAUCCUGUACUAGAGGCUUUCGGUAACGCCAAGACUGUAAGAAAUGACAACUCUUCACGUUUCGGUAAAUUUAUCCGUAUUCAUUUCGGUCCCAUGGGCAAACUGGCCGGUGCAGAUAUUGAAACAUAUCUAUUAGAAAAGGCUCGUGUAAUCUCUCAACAGCCUUUGGAAAGAUCAUACCAUAUUUUCUACCAGAUAAUGUCCGAGGGUAUUCCAGGAACAAGAGAGAAAAUUCUACUUUCCGAUAAUAUCUAUGACUAUCAUUUCGUGUCUCAGGGUAAGACUGAAAUUCCAAAUGUAGAUGAUGCUGAAGAAUUCAGACUUACUGAUGAAGCCUUUGAUGUAUUGGGCUUUACUGCACAAGAAAAGGCAGACAUUUAUGCUAUCACUUCUAGUGUUAUGCAUUUUGGUGAGAUGAAAUUUAAGCAAAGACCCAGAGAAGAACAGGCUGAACCUGAUGGUACAGAAGAAGGUGAACGUAUUGCUCACUUGCUUGGUACCAAUGCUGCUGAUCUUUACAAGAAUAUUGUAAAACCCAAAAUCAAAGUCGGUAACGAAAUGGUAACACAAGGAAGAAACGUUACACAGGUAGUUGCCUCUGUUGGUGCAAUGGCUAAAGCUAUCUUUGACAGAAUCUUCAAAUGGUUGGUAAAGAAAUUGAACGAAACCCUGGAUACAAAGCAAAAGAGACAACAUUUCAUCGGUGUAUUGGAUAUUGCCGGUUUUGAGAUCUUCGACUAUAAUGGCUUUGAACAGCUUUGCAUCAACUUCACAAACGAAAAACUCCAACAAUUCUUCAAUCAUCACAUGUUUGUUUUGGAACAAGAAGAAUAUAAACGUGAAGGAAUAGAUUGGGUGUUUAUUGAUUUUGGUUUGGACUUGCAAGCCUGUAUUGAGUUAAUCGAGAAGCCCAUGGGUAUCUUGUCCAUCCUUGAAGAAGAAUCUAUGUUUCCAAAGGCUACUGAUAAGUCCUUUGAGGAAAAAUUGAAAAACAACCAUUUGGGCAAGUCUCCUAACUUCCAGAAACCAAAACCACCAAAGCCUGGUCAGGUUGAAGCUCACUUCUCCAUUGCUCAUUAUGCCGGAACCGUACCAUACAAUCUAACUGGAUGGUUAGAAAAGAAUAAGGAUCCUCUGAACGACACUGUCGUUGACCAAUUAAAACAUGCUUCUAACCAACUUGUGAACUGGAUCUUCGAGGACCAUCCAGGACAAAGUGCUGCUCCCGAUUCCGGUGGCGGCGGCAAGGGUGGUGGCAGAAAGAAGGGUUCUGCUUUCCAGACUGUAUCUGGUUUAUACAAGGAACAAUUGAACAAAUUGAUGUGUACCCUUAAUACCACAAGUCCUCACUUUGUUAGAUGCAUCAUCCCUAAUGAAACCAAAACUCCAGGUCUUAUUGAUGCUCACUUGGUAAUGCAUCAAUUGACUUGCAAUGGUGUACUAGAAGGUAUCCGUAUUUGCAGGAAAGGCUUCCCCAACAGAAUCGUGUAUCCUGAUUUCAAACAAAGAUACACCAUUCUUGCUCCUAAUGCUAUACCUAAAGGUUUUGUGGAUGCCAAAUGUGUCGCAGAAAAAAUAUUGGAAGCUAUCCAGCUCGAUUCAAAUGAUUUUAAAUUCGGUAAUUCAAAGGUAUUCUUCAGAGCUGGUGUAUUAGGUCGUCUUGAAGAACUGAGAGAUGAUCGUCUUGGCAAAAUUGUCACUUGGGUGCAAUCUUGGAUCCGUUGGUACAAUGCCGUCAAGACCUUUAAGAGGCUUCAAGAACAGAGGGUUGCUCUUUUGGUUAUCCAGCGCAAUCUACGAAGGUUCCUUACACUCCGCAACUGGUUGUGGUGGAAAUUGUACGCUAAGGUCAAGCCUUUGCUUACUAUGGCUAAAGUAGAAGAUGAAUUAAAAGCUUUAGAAGAAAAAUUAAAGAAAGCCGAAGAAGCCUUGCAAAAAGAAGAAAAACUGAGGAAAGAUCUGGAGGUGCAUAAUGUUAAACUGUUACAAGAAAAGAACGAUAUGUUUUUGCAAUUGGAAUCUGAACGUGCCGGUAGCGGUGACGUUGAAGAACGUUUGCAAAAGACUAUUGCUAUCAAAGUUGACUUAGAAUCUCAGCUUCAGGAAUUGCAAGAUAGGUUGAACCAUGAAGAGGAUGCUCAUUCCAGCCUUAACAGUGUCAAGAAGAAGUUGGAAGGUGAAAUUUCAAGCUUGAAAAAGGAUAUGGAGGAUUUGGAACUGACCAUCCAAAAGGCCGAACAAGAUAAAGCUAGUAAGGACCAUCAAAUCCGAAACCUUAACGAUGAAAUCGCGCACCAAGACGAACUUAUCAAUAAGCUCAACAAGGAAAAGAAACAAUUGCAGGAAAUGGGUCAGAAAACUGGCGAAGAUUUGCAAGCUGUAGAAGACAAAGUCAAUCACUUGAACAAAGUCAAGGCUAAAUUAGAACAGACCUUAGAUGAGCUCGAAGAUAGUCUUGAAAGAGAAAAGAAAUUGCGAGGUGAAGUAGAAAAAUCAAAGAGAAAAGUCGAGGGUGAUCUGAAAUUAGCUCAAGAAGCAAUCGCUGACUUAGAGAAGAAUAAGAAAGAAUUAGAACAGACAAUCCAAAGGAAAGACAAAGAAAUGGCCAGUCUUAAUGCCAAAUUAGAAGAUGAACAGAGUUUGGUUGCUAAACUGCAGAAACAGAUUAAAGAACUUCAGGCUAGAAUCGAAGAGCUCGAAGAAGAACUUGAAGCUGAGAGACAAUCUCGCGCCAAGGCCGAGAAACAACGUGCUGACUUAGCAAGAGAGAUUGAUGAACUCAGCGAGCGCUUGGAAGAAGCUGGAGGUGCUACAUCUGCACAGAUCGAUCUCAACAAAAGACGUGAAGCCGAAAUGGCCAAGUUGAGGAGGGAUUUGGAAGAAUCUAACCUGCAACACGAACAAAUCCUUGGCAAUCUCAGGAAAAAACAUAACGAUGUUGUUGCUGAAUUAAGUGACCAAAUCGACCAAAUGAACAAGCAGAAGGCUAGGUUAGAGAAAGAAAAGGCUCAACUGAAGGGAGAAUUAGACGAUGUACGUUCUAGCGUGGACCAUGUAGGCAAGGAAAAGGCUAAUGCUGAGAAACAAGCUAAACAAUUAGAAAUGCAAUUGUCAGAAUUACAAGGCAAACUUGAUGAAUCUAAUCGUAGCUUAUCUGAUUACGAUAGCGCCAAGAAAAAACUAAGUGUUGAGAAUUCCGAAUUGCAGAGACAAUUAGAAGAUGCCGAAUCUCAAGUUAGCCAGCUUAGCAAACUGAAGUCAUCUCUCCAAUCACAAUUAGAUGAUGCAAGGAGAACAGCCGAUGAGGAGAGUAGGGAACGAUCUGCUAUCAUGGGUAGAUUCCGCAACUUAGAACACGAUCUUGAUGGCCUCCGCGAACAAUUAGAGGAAGAACAAGAAGCCAAAGCUGAUCUGCAAAGGCAGAUGAGCAAAGCUAAUGCCGAAGCCCAAUUGUGGAGAAGCAAAUACGAGAGCGAAGGUCUUGCUAGACUGGAAGAAUUAGAAGAAACAAAGAGGAAACUCGAUGCCAGAUUAGCAGAAGCUAUGGAAACCAUUGAUCAGUUGAAUGCUAAAUGUAAUGCUCUCGACAAAGCAAAAUCUCGUCUCCAAGGUGAAGUUGAAGAUAUGACCAUCGAAGUUGAAAGGGCUAAUGGUCUUGCAGCUUCUCUUGAGAAGAAACAAAAAUCCUUCGAUAAAAUUGUUGCUGACUGGAAACAGAAAGUUGACGAUUUAGCAUCUGAAUUGGAUGCUUCUCAACGAGAAUGCCGCAAUUAUUCCACUGAAUUGUUCAAGCUGAGGUCACAAUACGAAGAGAGCCAAGAACAUUACGAAGCUCUAAAACGAGAAAAUAAGAAUCUUCAAGACGAAAUAAAAGACUUAGUGGACCAACUUGGCGAGGGUGGUCGCAGUGUACACGAAUUAGAAAAAUCUCGAAAACGAUUGGAGAUGGAGAAGGAAGAACUCCAAGCUGCUUUAGAGGAAGCUGAAGCUGCUCUUGAACAAGAAGAAAACAAAGUUCUCCGUGCUCAACUCGAACUGUCUCAGGUUAGACAAGAAAUCGACCGACGACUUCAAGAGAAAGAAGAAGAAUUCGACAACACCAGGAAAAACCAUCAACGCGCUCUUGAUUCCAUGCAAGCAAGUCUUGAAGCCGAAGCUAAGGGCAAAGCUGAAGCUCUCCGAAUGAAGAAGAAACUUGAAAGUGACAUCAAUGAAUUAGAAAUUGCCUUGGACCAUGCUAAUAAGGCUAAUGCAGAUGCCCAAAAGAACAUCAAGAAAUACCAACAGAACUUAAAGGAGAUGCAGACAGCUCUCGAAGAUGAACAAAGAGCUUGCAGUGACAUGCGUGAACAAUACCAUAUGGCUGAGAGACGAUGCAACGCUAUGCAUGGAGAAUUAGAAGAGAGCAGACAAUUAUUGGAACAAUCUGAUAGAGCAAGACGAUCUGCUGAAACCGAACUUGGAGAAGUUCACGAACAACUUAACGACGCUUCUGCUCAAGCUUCAUCUCUCUCUAUGGCCAAGAGGAAGUUAGAAGGCGAAAUGCAAGCAUUGCAUGCUGAUUUAGAUGAAAUGUUGAAUGAAGCCAAGCAGAGCGAAGAGAAGGCCAAGAAGGCUAUGGUUGAUGCUGCUCGUCUAGCUGAUGAACUUAGAGCUGAACAAGAACACGCUCAACAACAGGAAAAGAUGCGCAAGACUUUGGAACAACAAAUUAAGGAAUUGCAAGUUCGAUUGGAUGAAGCUGAGGCAGCUGCUCUUAAAGGUGGAAAGAAAAUCAUCCAGAAACUCGAACAGAAGGUUCGUGAACUGGAAAAUGAACUUGAAAACGAAACUCGUCGUCACGCUGAUGCUGCUAAGAAUGCCAGGAAAUCAGAACGUAGAGUUAAGGAAUUGCAAUUCCAAGGAGACGAAGACCGUAAGAAUAACGAGCGCAUGCAAGACUUGGUCGAUAAAUUGCAGCAAAAGAUCAAAACAUACAAGAGACAGAUCGAGGAAGCUGAAGAAAUCGCUGCACUCAACCUCGCCAAAUUCCGUAAGGCACAACAAGAAUUGGAAGAUGCAGAAGAACGUGCAGACUUGGCGGAGAACGCUGUUUCUAAACUUCGUGCCAGAAAUCGCAGCUCAGCAUCCGUAGGUCGUGCAAUGAGCCCAGGUCCCAUGAUGAAACGUCCUAAAUCCAAACUCGCCGAAGAAUAAAUCGAUCGAAAACAUAUAUAAAUUUCUUAGCCUGCCAACAUCGACAUCCGUCCCCUCCUAAAUACUGCAGCCGGGCUAUCACCUUUCCUCUCCAUAACACCUCAUGGAAAGCAGCUGGCAGAAGCAGAGUCGUCUUCCAUUUACGCCAAUUAGAUUGUGUCAUCGUCAAAGAAGCUAUUUUUUCUGUGUCUUGUGUUUGUUUUUAUAUCGUAUGUAUGAGAAGCUGGACUACACACAAGGAUUCUACAAUAUCAGCCUCUUUUCUCUCGUUCGUGGCUUUUCUUCCGAUAAUUUAAAUAGUUAAAAAAAAUAUAUAUCGGAUGUGAAAAGGAAGAAAACUGUGUUAUUUGUUUUUUCUUGCAUUUGGAAAUAAAACAACAUUAUAACACUUUAACGAAAAAUUUUGUCUAUUGUGCUUUUGGAAGAAGAUCCAGCGGCUUUAUGUAUUAUUUUAGAAUAGAUAUUUUAUUUCUUCCCUCUUCUAUUUCAUUUUUUGUCAAUAGAAGAUGAAAGAAAACAAACGCGUCGAUACUGUUGAAGCAAUUAAUAUGCCAGCAGAGGUGUUUGGAUAAUCCUGUGUACUUUUGAACACUUCCUUAAAUAAAUACAAGGCUGCGGACAUUAUAAA